Molecule: messenger RNA, 3112 nt
Organism: Anguilla rostrata (American eel)
Lineage: Eukaryota; Metazoa; Chordata; Actinopteri; Anguilliformes; Anguillidae
Product: transcription factor COE1
Exons: 17
Coding region: 610-2424 (604 amino acids)
Biological process (GO): regulation of transcription by RNA polymerase II
Molecular function (GO): RNA polymerase II cis-regulatory region sequence-specific DNA binding; DNA-binding transcription factor activity, RNA polymerase II-specific
Source: RefSeq, a predicted model, not a curated record
GAUUCCUUAGGGAAGGGACACAAAUCACUCCCAUUUUAACAAGGGGAAUAACGCGGGAUAUACAGCCACAAGGGUCCACCUUUUCUUGAUUUGCCAUUUCUAAUUCAUUUGCUUUUUACACAAAGAUCUUUGGUGGAAAAAAAGACUAAGGAAGAAAAAACUUGUCAGUGAACGAUGACACACGAUCUGGUGCCGUCUGGAAGCUAUACUUGAUCCUAUUGUUUCUUAAACUGACAUCUGAGCUUUUUUUUUACGAAGUCUCUUAAUACAGAAGGGACGUGGGCUAACCUCAAGUGAGCUUUUCGGCUUUUGCGCUUUUCUGAUAAAUUGACAUUUAAGAAAAAAAAAUCUGGAACGCGAUUUCCUGGCGCAGAAACCUGGAUGCUGAUACGCGUGCUUCUUUGAUACAGUUUUUUUGUUUGUUUGUUUUUUUUUUGUUUGUUUGUUUGUUUUUUUUUAAUUCAAGAAAGGGGAAGUAAAAAAAACAUACACCUGCAUAGAGAGCGCACUUUCGUCCGCACGUGGUGUACCGUUUUACCCAUCAUCUGAAGAAAAGGAAUCGGGAAAUAAAGGAGCAGCUAUCGUGGGAGUCCGAAAUAAUCUGUUUUCAUGUUUGGGAUUCAGGAGAGCAUUCAAAGGAGUGGGAGCAGUAUGAAAGAGGAGCCGCUCGGAUCUGGGAUGAACGCAGUUCGAACGUGGAUGCAAGGAGCCGGAGUGCUGGAUGCAAACACGGCCGCCCAAAGUGGAGUGGGUCUUGCCCGGGCGCACUUCGAGAAGCAACCGCCGUCAAACCUUCGGAAAUCCAACUUCUUCCACUUCGUUUUGGCUCUUUACGACAGGCAAGGCCAGCCGGUGGAAAUCGAAAGGACUUCUUUCCUUGGCUUUGUUGAAAAGGAAAAGGAAACAAAUGGAGAGAAGACGAACAACGGAAUACACUACAGGCUGCAGCUCCUGUACAGCAACGGUAUUCGGACAGAGCAGGACUUCUACGUGCGGCUGAUUGACUCCAUGACCAAACAGGCGAUCAUAUAUGAAGGUCAGGACAAGAACCCUGAGAUGUGUCGAGUGCUGCUGACGCACGAGAUCAUGUGCAGUCGCUGCUGUGACAAGAAGAGCUGUGGUAACCGUAACGAGACGCCGUCCGACCCCGUCAUCAUCGACAGGUUCUUCCUGAAAUUCUUCCUGAAAUGCAACCAGAACUGCCUGAAGAACGCUGGGAACCCCCGAGACAUGCGGCGAUUCCAGGUCGUGGUCUCCACCACGGUGAACGUGGACGGUCACGUCCUGGCCGUGUCGGACAACAUGUUCGUGCACAACAACUCCAAGCACGGCCGGAGGGCCCGCCGGCUCGACCCCUCCGAAGCUUUCCCCCUGUUUCUGGAAGCAGCUGCCCCCUGCAUCAAAGCCAUCAGCCCCAGCGAGGGAUGGACAACAGGGGGCGCCACCGUCAUCAUCAUCGGGGACAACUUCUUUGAUGGGCUGCAGGUCAUCUUCGGCACCAUGCUGGUGUGGAGCGAGCUCAUCACCCCCCACGCAAUCAGAGUGCAGACCCCACCCCGACACAUCCCUGGCGUGGUUGAGGUCACCCUGUCCUACAAGUCCAAGCAGUUCUGCAAAGGAACGCCCGGCCGCUUCAUCUACACAGCGCUGAACGAGCCCACCAUCGACUACGGCUUCCAGCGGCUGCAGAAGGUCAUCCCGCGUCACCCCGGAGACCCCGAGCGCUUACCCAAGGAAGUAAUUUUGAAGCGGGCAGCAGAUCUUGUGGAAGCUCUGUACGGAAUGCCUCAUAACAACCAGGAGAUCAUCUUGAAACGGGCGGCGGAUAUCGCGGAGGCCCUGUACAACGUCCCGCGGAAUCACAACCAGCUGGCGGGUUUGGGGAACACCUCGGUCCACGGCGGCAUGAUGGGGGUCAACUCCUUCUCCGGCCAGCUCGCCGUCAACGUGUCCGAAUCCUCGCAGGCUACGAACCAGGGUUUCAGCCGGAACACGAGCAGCGUCUCCCCGCACGGGUACGUGCCCAGCUCCACGCCGCAGCAGAGCAGCUACAGCUCGGUCAGCACCAGCAUGAACGGCUACGGCGGCGCCGGCGCCAUGUCCAACCUGGGCGGCUCGCCCGGCUUCCUCAACGGCUCCGCCGCCAACUCGCCCUACGCCAUUGUGCCCUCCAGCCCCACGAUGGCGUCCUCCACCAGCCUGCCCUCCAACUGCAGCAGCUCCUCGGGCAUCUUCUCCUUCUCUCCCGCCAACAUGGUGUCGGCCGUCAAGCAGAAGAGCGCCUUCGCCCCUGUGGUCCGGCCCCAGACCUCGCCCCCACCCACCUGCACCAGCACCAAUGGCAACGGCCUGCAAGAGCAGUCUUUUGUGGACUCUAGCAAGUACUCAACCUCCAGCUCACUGCAGGGCCUGGCCUUCCCCUGACUGAUCCCUGGGAUGAUCGUUCCUCCCAUGUAGAGGAUUUUGGAUCGUAGAAGAAGAGCACGUUCGACUACGUGGGUUUGAGUUCCAAGACUCUGGAUCUGGAUCGAAUCAAACCAUUGAAGAAAUGAAGUCUAACUCAGGCCUUGAUUUUUCUUUCUUUUUUUUUUUUUUUAAGAAGUCACAUUUGAACAAAAAAGAACAAUCACAGCAACUUUACCUGCUUUUUAAAUUUAUAACCAUUGUUGUACACUUUUUUGGAGGAAUGGGUAAUGUGAAGAUGUGAAGGCCACAAACUAGCCUGUUGUCUCCUGUGCCGACUAUAAGAAGGGUCAUUUCCUGUUUUUUUUUUUGUUUGUUUGUUUUAGUUUUUCCUGGAAAAGGUAUGCCUUUCCAUUUGCUUAUUUUUGUUGCGUAUUUUCUUUUCUCUGAGAAAGCAUUUGUGAUCGGCCAUUUUUAAUAGCUGUACUAUACACAAAGGAUGCCCAUUAGAGUUGUAUUUAUUUAUGAAGUCUGUCAGAGUGGUGUUAAAGGCAGAAAGAGAAGCUUACUGAGGCGUAGCCAUGGAAACGAUAGCAUGCAUUACGGAAUGCCGUAGGCAUGGAGGAGAGCCCUGUGGCGGAGUUGCCGGAAUGUCCGGGAGGGGAUUGUGACAUCACUCUCAGCUGUGCAGAGCAGGCGCCCACCGUAG